AUGCAGGCCAGGGCCGAGAUGCUGGUGGUGGAAUUGGCUGACAUCGGCCCCGGCUUCAAUUGGGCUGAGCCUUGCUCCAGAGGAUGCAUGCAGCUUCUGAUGAAGUAUGGCAUUCAGAUAGCCACCUGGACCGAUGGAAAGGGGAAUGUCAGAUCUCGUCGGCUGCGCCACGAGCCGGAUCUGGAUGUUGCUGCGAAGACCUAUGCUGGAAUCUCUAGGCUCUCUUGCGAUGCGAUCUCGGAGAGAGCAUUGCGGAGCAUGCCCUUCGAGACCGUGAACGAGCAGUAUGUCCGGCAGCGGAAGGUCCUGGUGUGCGAGCGCUGCCGGCGGCCGAUGGACACCUCGGUUCAGCACCGGGACGCCUACCAAACGGGUGGCAGCAUUGCGGGUUCUCUGGGUGGCUCUGUAGGUGGCUCCAUGCUAGCCGGGGCAGUCCUCGGCCCCGUUGGCGCUCUCGCUGGUGCUGUGGGCGGCGCCAUUGCUGGCUCUCGCGCCGGUGCUGCUGCGAGCGAAGGCAUUUGCGACGCCGUCGACUCCAGUGGGACUCAGCUGUGCAAUGCGUGCAAAGAAGCUGCGAAUGUUCGGCAGAUGGGCCACCAAAAUUGGGGUGGCGGCCGGUUGGGAAGUGGUGAUGAGCCAACUGCCCCUCUGCAGGCGUCCUCUGCAUCCGCGCCGAGUGCCCCUGGCGUUGGGGAGCGGCUUGGCGAGGUGGCGAGUGGUGCUGGGGCCAAGAUCGGAGAGGCGGCAUCUGCUGUUGGAGAGGGUUUGAGUGGUGUCGGCAGCUGGAUGAGGAAGUCCGUGAGCUCCAUGACUGGUAGUGAAGAGCCCAAGCCGAAAGCAUCUGGGCGGCCGGACGAGGCCUUCCGAAGCUUUGAGGGAUCUGGGCGAGCCUUGGGCACUCCCGUGGAUGUUGACCAGCGGCGGAAUGCCCGGGCGGCCGCAGCAGAGGCGGCCAUGAGAAGAGCCGGACAGGCUCCUACCAAUGGAUACGCCCAGACAUCAGCUCCAGGUGGAGGAGCUGCGAAUGCUGCAAGCGCGCAGGCGCUGAUCGAUGAGGACGAGGCUUUGGCGCGGCGGCUACAGGAGCAGUUCGAUCUAGAGGAACGGGAAGGGCGAUGA
Molecule: messenger RNA, 1119 nt
Organism: Symbiodinium sp. CCMP2456
Lineage: Eukaryota; Dinophyceae; Suessiales; Symbiodiniaceae
Source: the annotation of a GenBank genome assembly